CUGUUCUGUCAAAAGUGUCAUUAGUCAAAAUCGUCAGAAUCAACACUAAAUUUACAAGACGUUCCGCGAUUAAUCGAAGAAAUGGAAGUGAAUAAGGACGAGGCGGACCGAUGCAUUGAAAUCGCCGAAAACGCUAUCCUUGAAAGGAACCGAGAAAAGGCAAAGAAAUUUCUUCAAAAAGCCGAACGAUUGUACCCCAGCGAAAAAGCAAAAGUGUUACUUUCGAAAAUCGAACUAAUGCCGCCCUCAAAGGAACCAGAAAUUAAGCAAAGAAAACCGGCCCCUAAACCGGAAAAACCAGCUGAACCUGAGUACACUACUGAUCAAGCUGAAGCUGUAAAGAGAAUUAAAAAGUGCAAGGAUUAUUAUGAGAUUUUGGGGGUUAGUAAGGAUUCCACUGAUUCUGACAUUAAAAAGGCUUAUAAGAAGAUGGCUUUACAAUUACAUCCAGAUAAGAAUAAGUAUCCUGGGUCAGCAGAAGCUUUUAAAGCAAUUGGAAAUGCAGUGGCCGUUCUAACUGAUGCUGAAAAGAGAAAACAAUAUGAUAUGUUCGGUCCUGAUGAGCAAAGAAACACACGACAUCACGAGUCAUACACGCGGGGAUUUGAAGCUGACGUUAGCGCAGACGAAUUGUUUAAUAUGUUCUUUGGAGGUGGAUUGGGAGGAAGUUUCACUAAUUCGAACGUGUAUGUACACAGAACCCGAUUUCGCCGUACUGCUGGCGGUGAAUCGACACAUCAAAAUCACAACCACAGAGAACAACAACAAUCUGGGUAUACCUUAUUGCUACAGUUUUUACCAAUAAUUCUAGCUGUUUUAUUGUCGAUGGCAUCUAGUAUGUUUAUUUCUGAUCCAGCAUAUAGUUUACAAGCGACUUCAAAGUAUCCGUUGAUGCGUAAAACGCAAAACUUGAAUAUUGAAUAUUGGGUGAAACAGAACUUCCACAAUGAAUAUCAAGGUUCAGUGAGACGUCUUGAGAGUACAAUUGAAGAGGAGUACAUAACUUCGCUCAAACAUUCUUGUUAUCGUGAAAAGAACUAUCGUGAAUCGUUAUUGUGGAAAGCUCGAAAUUUUGGAGAUCGUGAUAUGUAUCUUUCCGCGCAGAAUAUGAAAUUGCCAUCUUGCGAGAAGUUGAAUCAGCUUCGUAGUCAAGGGUAAAAAAGCAUUUUGUUUAAAAAAAUUAAGUUUGUCGGUUACUGGUAUAUCCUGCUGUUAUUUUAAUUGGUCUUUAUUUAUUCCAAAGUACAUACAAAAUUGAAACGUGUUUUAUUUAUGACUUGAUUAUAAGUAAGUUUGUUGAUAGAUUGUUAAAUACAACCAUAAAAUUAAGUAUUUGAGAUUAAAGAAUUGUGGAAUGUUUUUUCUAUUAAUAAUUUUCAACUGUAUUUCUUGAAGUAUAACGAUUUAAAAUUCCACAAACUUCUUAAAUAAUAUAUUUCAGAACCUAAUUUUAGUAGUUGUGAAAAGCUCACGGUUUAAUUAAUAAUUUAGUGUAUGGUUUAAAGACAUGUAAUAUAUUUCCCUGUAUUUAUCUUAUUUUGGUUAAUUAACUCAACUGAGAAGUAUAGUGUAAUUCACAUAAACCAAGUUGUAAUUCUGUGAUACUUGUUUGUUUUAAUUUGUUGGAAUGAAAAUAAAUACCUAUGUAUCCAA
Onthophagus taurus is the source of this 1653-nucleotide messenger RNA. Its product is annotated as dnaJ homolog subfamily B member 12. Gene Ontology annotation, biological process: cellular response to misfolded protein. Gene Ontology annotation, cellular component: endoplasmic reticulum membrane. The record is from RefSeq and is a predicted model, not a curated record. NCBI's taxonomy places the organism in Eukaryota, Metazoa, Arthropoda, Insecta, Coleoptera, Scarabaeidae. Gene Ontology annotation, molecular function: Hsp70 protein binding.